Messenger RNA from Mollisia scopiformis, 1775 nucleotides. RefSeq lists its product as uncharacterized. The transcript is spliced from 6 exons. The record is from RefSeq and is a predicted model, not a curated record. Lineage: Eukaryota; Fungi; Ascomycota; Leotiomycetes; Helotiales; Mollisiaceae. Bases 63 to 1703 code for a protein of 546 amino acids.
AAAUAGUCCGAGUCAGAAGUUGCUACAUUUCUCACAACUUUGUAUCAUUAUGAAUUGGGACAAUGGCUCAUAAUCAGAGCUAUACGACUAUUAUCUCAGACGGGAUCGAAGCUUUGCAAUUGGUCUUUCGUUUGACAUGGCAACGAAAUCUCACUUCAUGGCUUUAUGUGCCUGUUGGUCUUCUUAUCAUUCUUCUAGCUUGUUUUGGGGUUGAUUCUUUGAUUGGAUUGAGUUCUGUCUCAUUUCCAGCAUCUGUGGCUUGCUUGAUUCUGUUGUUUUUGGGCUUGAUCGUCAUCGAUUUGAUCAUUGGUGAUCGAAAGACAAGAGCUCUUGUCAAUGUUAUCGAUGUGCCAGCCGGAUUUGCUCUUCGAUAUCUAAAUAUAUUUUUUACACCUUCUUUCGUUCUCCUUCCUCUUAGUUCUCCAAUCAGUGGAGUCGAAGUUGGAAAGAUUAUUGCCGUAUUCAUUGUUGGCUUCGUCGUCGUCAUGGCAGCAACAGCCUACUUCGCUCGAGGACUCCAGCUCCUCCUUGGCUCCUCGAAACGAGCAAUGACAGAGAGAGCUGAAGAACUCGGCCACGAAUCCGAUGCGAUUCCCUUGACGGAUACCAACCCGAGACAAAACUCUGAAGCAAACUUUACUCCAACGACCGGAACAAGCACGCCACAAGAAAGUGACGAACCCAUGAGCACUUUAGCCGCACCUCGACGAACACAAGAUCCAUCUCUCAUCAGAGGCACAGGAGGACCACCUGAGAAUGAUGCUUCCUCCCAAGCGGUAACGAGAGUAAACCAAGUACUCCAGCAACCGCUACCACUCACGAGACCCCAAAGAUGGGCUGCGGUCAUCAACUUGAAUUUUGACCGACUGACCUACCUUGUUCUGUUCCUGCUCGUUGGCCUGCCAAUCUACUACAGCACAGGUUACGCCAUGCCAGCACAACUAACUUUCAACAUCCUGGCUUACUUCGCCGCACUUGCUCUUCCUCCUCGUUGGCGACGCUUUCUACAUCCUGUUCUUGUCUCUUCGGCCAUCACGGUUCUUGGUGUUUAUAUCCUUGGUGCCAUCCGAGGAGACAGUCUUGACACUUCCCUUGACGCAUAUAGAACACAAACAACCUACCUUUCCCUCUGGGAGAACAAGCCUAAUCUCCCUUUACCAGGAGCUGGCGACGUCCUCGUGUCCAUUCUCGACGCUGGUAUUGUCGCCCUGGCUCUGCCCAUGUUUGCUUACCGACAAGAACUCAAACGCCACUUCUUCGCAAUCGUUCUCCCGAACAUUGCAGUUUCGAUUGGUUCGCUCUUCGGCUAUCCUGCUGUGUGUUACGCAAUUGGGAUCUCGGCUACGAGGAGUCUCGCAUUCGCAGGCAGGAGUCUGACGUUGGCAUUAGCCCUUCCGGCAGUAAAGAAUCUUGGUGGUGAUGCCAAUACGGUUGCCGCGGUGGCGAUAAUGAGUGGGAUUGUUGGGGCGCUGGUUGGGCCGCAGAUUUUGGAUUGGUUGAGAAUUCCUGAAGAUGAUUAUGUGACGAGAGGUGUGACGCUUGGUGGAAGCUCUUCUGCUAUAGCCACAGCUGUUUUGCUACAAUCGGAUCCUAGAGCUGCGGCACUUUCGAGCCUGAGUAUGAGUCUAUUCGGUAUCAUAACUUUGGCGCUGACUUCGGUUCCUGUGAUUGUUAAAGCUAUCGACUCACUUGUGGGUAUGUAAAAACUAUAUGUAUAGAGAUAUAAUAUAGGUAGAAACCCGAGUGAAUGUCCAUAAUAUUGAUAAAUGUAAGCG